ACUAAUCUGUAUCUGUUCAGUCCAAGGGCGGAUCUGUUUCAUAUCGUUUCCCCUUUUCUUCAGACACACCUGUUUUCCACACAGCUUUUACAGACUGGACCAGGAAGUGUGAGCUGCUGUAAGUGUGAGUUUAUUUUUCAGUAAAAUGGCAGAAGCGAAUAUUUCAGUAGCUCAGGAUCAGUUCAGCUGUCCAAUCUGUCUGGAUCUAAUCAAGGAUCCAGUAGCUAUUUCAUGUGGACACACUUUCUGUAUGGUGUGUAUUAGUGGCUGCUGGGAUCAGGAGGAUCAGAAGGGAGUCUAUAGCUGUCCUCAGUGUAGACAAACCUUCACUCCAAGACCUGUUGUGAGUAAAAACAGCAUGCUGGCUGAAGUAGUGGAGACACUGAAGAAUACAGGACUCCAAGCUACACGUCCUGCUCACUGUUCAGCUGGACCUGAAGAUGUGGAGUGUGAUUUCUGCACUGGGAGAAAAUCCAAAGCCAUCAAGUCCUGUCUGGUGUGUCUGGCCUCUUUCUGUGAAACUCACCUCCAGCCUCACUAUGAAUCUCCUGCCUUUAAGAAGCACAAGCUGGUGGAAGCCUCCAGACGACUCCAGGAGCAGAUCUGCUCUCAGCAUGACAAACUGCUGGAGGUUUACUGUCACACUGAUCAGCAGUGUAUCUGCAUGUUGUGUACCAUGGAUGAACAUAAAGGACAUGAUACAGUAUCAGUUGCAGCAGGACGAGCUGACAAACAGAAGCAGUUGUUGGAGAUGCAGGGAAACUCCAAGCAGAGAAUCCAGGAGAGAGAGAAGGAGCUUCAGGAACUAAUAAAAGCUAUGGAGACUCACAAGAUGUCUGCACAAACAGCAGUGCAGGAAACCGAGAGGAUCUUUACGGAGCUGAUCAAAUCUAUUGAGAGAAGAUGCUCUGAACUGACAGCGCUGAUCAGAGCUCAGGAGGAAGCUGCAGUGAGUCGAGCUGAAGAAGUCAUGAAGCAACUGGAGCAGGAGAUCGCAGAGCUGAAGAGGAGAGAUGCUGAAAUGGAGGAGCUUUCACACACAGAGGAUCCUGUCCAGUUCCUCCAGAGUUUUCAGUCUGUCGCAACCCCAACUGGAUCUUCAAACUUGCCCAUCAUCACGUUCAGCUCUACUCUAACUUUUGAGGAUGUAAUAACAUCUGUGUCUCAGCUGAGAGAAAACGUUGAAGAGUGCUAUAAUGCUGAGUUUGUGAAGAUUCCAAGUGGAGUGAGGGAUGUCCAUAUCUUAUCACCUCCACCUCCUCGUAUCACUAUGCAGAUGCUAAAUAUGCAGACCCAGAGGUUGCAUCAACUGCAUUACCCAGAGGUUCCAUCAACUGCUUUCAAACCGUAUGGUUAUGGAACGGCGAAAGCAAGAUUUUCAAUGACUCGGCAAAUGUGAGAAACCUGCAGAUCACCAACUAGUGAUACUCUGUGAUACUCUACAGAACUCCUCAGUCUGCAAUCUCUCUCUCGCUCUCUCUCUCUCUCUCUCUGUCAUUUAAACACAAUUUCUCUUCUCACAUGUGCAGUGUGAAAUAAUCAGUGUAAUCGUUAUUGGAAUGAAUAAUAAUUUAAGGAUGUUUAUCUGGGAUUUGUUGAUAUAUAUUGAUGAAAUACUUACAAAUGUAUUAGUGCUUUGCUUUUGGUGUCUCUUAAACAAAAUAUAUUCAUGUAGUUUUAGUAGUUUUCCAUUUUUUCAGACAGAACAUUUAAAGAACUUUAAGUAUGUGUUUGACUAGAAAGUUUGACUUGUUAAACGCUCUAGCUCCUCAGCCAUAUGUAUGGAAAUCCAUAUUCGGAUUUGACAUUAUACUUCAAAAACUCAUUUUACAAUGUUUUGCUAGUAUGUAACAUUAAAAAACAACUUAGCAACUGUUGAUAUUAAUAUGACUUCGGUUUUUUCAUUACUUUAUUAAAACCAUUAUUGUCUAGUACUUGCAUUUACAAAUAAACAAUUUUAAUUCUUAACAUCUGCGUUAUGGAAACUGCAUCCUAUGCUUUCACUUUAUUUAAAGCCAUCAAUGAUGCAUUUAUAGAGGUUAUUAUUUGUAUUAUAACUCACAAUAAGUAUUUAUAAUGCAGCACAACACAUCUAUCAACAAUAUAAAAUAAUUCACUUAUUGGACAUAGAAAUGAAUAUGCAUUACUAAUAAGUCAUUAUAGCUACAAUAUAACAACAUCAUAAAAAUGCAGGCUGUAUUUUUAUUAAUACAUUAAUGGAACCAUAAAACUAAUUAAUACUUAUAAAUUGGUGUAUAAUGCAUUAUGAGCAUGGGCACUGAAAAAGCAAGUUUAUCACUUAUAAGUAAUUAUACCAAUAAUAUAAAUGUAGCAAUAACUUAUUAUAAAUUAUUGAAGUGUAGGUCUUGAUAGAUGUGUUUAAAGGGCAGUAAUUCUUGCUUAUAAAUAUAUAAGUGUCACGUAACGAGACUGGAGGCGGAUGCAGGUCACAGUCUUUAUUAAUUCGCAGAUAAACAAAAACACAGGGAGCGCGGUCUCUACUGAUUAUGCAAACUCUGGUCCUGUAGCUACGACCGCUAGCAUGCUACACAUUAGCACAUACCGUUAUCCUUCCUCUACUUGACAAACGUGAACCAAAUAUAAUACUGCGCGAUGUGCGCAGUAACACGGGGGGGGGGUUAAAUAACAAACCUAAUUAAACCAAACGAUAAACACCUGAGGCAAAUCAGAGACUUAAUCAGACUUAAUGUCCGAGCGGGAAGUGAACGAAAACAGAAGAGUCACGUGACCAGCCAGCGGCCGUACCGCAGUGCCCUCUGCUGGCCGUGGCGUAACAAUAAGUAAUAAUUCAUUAAAAGCAUGGGCUUCAUAGAAAUCGUUACCGAACUUUCUAUCGGUGGUGUUCUUCUGUUGAUGAAAGGUGUAGUAAUUUUCAUAUUAGGAAAAGUGUCAUAGUGGAUCAGAGAUGUUUCCUUAAAGCAAAAGUCAAAUGGAAUUUUAUGUCCUGUGCUUUCUGUAGACCGUCUUUAAGCAUAUAUUUUACUCCUCAAAAUGUAAAAGAUGAUCUUGUAAUAAUUGUCCUGAGAAAUGUAAAAGAGUUGUUACACACAACGUUUUCUCUGCGUUAUUCUGAUGCAUAAGUUUUUAUUAAUACAUUUCCAGGUUUAAAAUAAGGUUUCUUUGCAUAAAAUUUUGAAAUAUAAUAUUUUCAAAGCCCUAAUUGAAUGACACAAAUAACUGUGUUGCGAUAGAAUCUGAAAUCAGUAGUGCUGUACAAUUAUUUUGUAUUCAUUUAAAUAUUCUGAAGUUUUACAAAAAAAUAUCCUUUUGAGAUUGUUAAUUUGUAUAACUUUGUUUGUUUGUUUGGUUUAAAAAAAUAUUUUUAAUUGCUUAAAAAGGUUGCUUUUUAAAGCCACAAACUGUCUCCUUACUCUCUUCUCAAGAUUCCCUAAAGUGUUUCUUCCUCACGUCGUCUCUGGAUUUGUGUCACCGAGUCACUUAGACUUGAUACUCUGUCAACUUUGUUUAAAUUGUAAUAGUGAAAAUGUAUAACUUUAACAUCUAGUGUUUGCAGUUUUCUGUACCUAUAGAGCUGAAAAUGUUUUUUUUGUUGUUGUUGUUGUUGUUUUUUUUUUUUUUUUUUUUUUAAAUCAGUUGCCAAACUGUGUCCUCAAGAAUUUUGUGGUCAAUCCUGCUAAAUUGUGAUAUAAUGUCUAAUAAUGCAUUUUAGGUGGUGGUGGUCAUAGUGGGAAAGUCUUAUUAUUUGCCUGGGUGGUAUUGGUGGUCAAUCUAAUGUUUUUUUGUUUUUUUUAAUUUAUAGAUAGAUUAUCCUUUCUGAAUGAUCCUUUCUUCUGUUUUGAUUAUUUGAUCAAGUUGUGCUUAAUUCUGUGUGGUGGAAGAAUUAAAAAAAACAUAAGUCCAUUGUAA
Molecule: messenger RNA, 3888 nt
Organism: Ictalurus punctatus (channel catfish)
Lineage: Eukaryota; Metazoa; Chordata; Actinopteri; Siluriformes; Ictaluridae
Product: tripartite motif-containing protein 29
Exons: 9
Coding region: 146-1399 (417 amino acids)
Molecular function (GO): zinc ion binding
Source: RefSeq, a predicted model, not a curated record